AUGACCACCCUGUAUGCAUCGCAACCUGAAGCCAGUGAUACUAUGAUCAGCUGUCAUAGGUCGCCUGUACCUUCAUUGGUUCAGCGGCUAGAUGUAGCGAUCGGAAAUGGGGAUGUUUCUUCUGGAGCUUGCGGGAAACGCAGUAGGCGAAGUGUCAAAGGGGGGGCCGUUCCAGUGGGAGCCCGGCCGGGCCGCGGCGCCCAUCAUGUUGGCCGCCGGCACGCGAUAGCCCAAAACCAUACUCCCACUAUACUCUCACCACCAACGACUCUAUUUCCACCGAGUACUUUUGACGUCCUAUUCUGUGUGCUAUUAGCCAAAAUGAAGGUUGUAUAUAUUGUUUCGACUGCCCUUACCGGACUGGCGGCGGCGAUUCCACUCGUAGACAGCACGCCAAGCAAAACCCUAGAAAAGCGAGUAAGUAUUUACCUGUGGUUGACGACGAAUCUGAUUUAUCUGCCUGUGGUUGACGAGGAAUCCGAAUGCUGGCGGUAUGCUGAUAUAAGUGAUAAUUGUAGUGAUGCGGCGCGCGCUACGAUAGGCGUAUAG
Messenger RNA from Pochonia chlamydosporia 170, 549 nucleotides. RefSeq lists its product as hypothetical. The coding region runs from base 1 to 549 and encodes 182 amino acids. Lineage: Eukaryota; Fungi; Ascomycota; Sordariomycetes; Hypocreales; Clavicipitaceae. The record is from RefSeq and is a predicted model, not a curated record. The transcript is spliced from 3 exons.